Molecule: messenger RNA, 2097 nt
Organism: Photinus pyralis (common eastern firefly)
Lineage: Eukaryota; Metazoa; Arthropoda; Insecta; Coleoptera; Lampyridae
Product: phosphoacetylglucosamine mutase-like
Exons: 9
Coding region: 81-1730 (549 amino acids)
Biological process (GO): UDP-N-acetylglucosamine biosynthetic process; carbohydrate metabolic process
Molecular function (GO): phosphoacetylglucosamine mutase activity; magnesium ion binding
Source: RefSeq, a predicted model, not a curated record
CUUUCUUAUUCCUACGUACAUUUCGCUUCAACCCGAGGAAAGGAAAGUUCAUUCAUUCCAUUCCAUCGAACACCUUCAUCAUGAGCACAUCAUACAGAACGGUAUACGCUUUUGCAAGGGAAAUGCACCCCAAGACAGUGAAACACGAUAUCCAUUAUGGCACUGCGGGAUUUCGCACGAAGGCUUCAAAUCUCGGUUACAUAAUGUACAGAAUGGGUCUAUUGGCUGUCCUUAGAUCUCGUUACAAGCAAGGAGUUAUCGGAAUUAUGAUAACCGCUUCGCACAAUCCAGAAUGUGAUAACGGUGUGAAAUUAAUCGAUCCGCAUGGAGAAAUGAUGGAGCAAAGUUGGGAAGAAUUAGCCACAAGAGUAGCGAACGUUCAGGAUGACGAAUUGGAGGGAACAAUUAAGGAAAUUGUUCAACAGUAUAACAUUGACAUGUCAGUUAGGGUUAACAUUUUAAUAGGAAAAGAUACAAGGCCCAGCAGCCCGAGUUUAGCCAAAUCCGUCAUCGACGGCGUCUUGGCUCUGUCUGGUAAACCAAUUGACUUUGGUAUCGUAACCACACCGCAGAUGCAUUACUUUGUGAAGUGCAGAAAUACCCAGAAUGCAUAUGGAAUCGGUACAGAAGAAGGAUAUUACACUAAAUUAGUGAGCGCAUUUAAGAAACUGAGGGGUGAUAACUUUAAUAACAAGAAUUAUGUGAAUAAAGUUUUGUAUGAUGGUGCUAAUGGGGUUGGUGCAAAGAAAAUCAAAUAUUUUAUGAAGCGAUUGGGCGACUGCUUGGAGAUUGAGCUUUACAAUGACGCCGGUAUAGGGACUGGGAAAUUAAAUUAUUUGUGCGGUGCUGAUCAUGUUAAGUCGCAGCAGCUAUUCCCUACUGGUGUACCUAAUAUACCAAAUCAACGCUGUGUGUCGGUCGAUGGAGAUGCGGACAGGGUGGUUUAUUACUAUAAUGAUGAAAAUAAUAAAUUCCAUUUAUUAGAUGGUGACAGAAUAGCCACUUUGGUAGCUGAGUAUCUUAAGGAAUUGGUUUCGACCUGUGGUAUUGAUCUCAAUUUAGGAUUAAUUCAAACUGCCUACGCUAACGGUGCCUCUACGGAUUAUAUUACUAAGACUUUGAAAGUACCAGUUGCUUGUGUUUCCACCGGGGUUAAGCAUUUACACCACAAAGCACUAGAAUAUGAUAUUGGCGUCUAUUUUGAAGCGAACGGUCAUGGCACCGUGAUCUUCAGCAAAAAUGCAAAGGAUAAAUUAAACGAAGCGGCCAAAAAUAAUAAAUUAUCAGAGGAACAACAAGAAGCUGCUGCUAAACUGCUAGCUUUAAUUGAUGUAAUCAAUGAAACUGUAGGUGACGCCAUUUCGGAUAUGUUGUUGGUGGAAACUAUUCUCAAUGCAAAGGGUUGGAAUAUACAGCAAUGGGAACAGACGUACACAGAUUUACCGAAUAAACUUCUUAAAGUGACCGUUCAGGAUCGAAGUGUACUCACUACAAAGGACGCAGAAAGAGUGUGUGUCACACCAGAAGGCCUACAAGAGGAAAUCGACUCAUUAGUAGAAAAGUACAGUAAAGGAAGGUCAUUUGUAAGGCCGUCAGGUACUGAAGAUAUUGUGCGAAUUUAUGCUGAAGCUGAGACUCGUGAGGAAUGUGAGAAAUUAGCCGCUGAGGUGGCACAAAAAGUGUACGAUCUUGCAGGAGGAAUCGGUGCCCCGCCAAUUAUACCGCAAUAGUUUUACCAAUUUUUGUACUGAUCCCCUUUUGUAACUCUUUUUAACCUACUUAUUAUAAUUCUUAUACCUAUUUACAGAAUUAAUAUUUAUACAUAGAGGCUUAACGAAUUUUAUAAACAACCGACGCAUAAUGUACUGGCACAUUAUAGGACAUUCCAAAUUUGUUUGGCGCGAUUAUUUAAAAAAAAAACAUUCCGUUUUGGUAUGAAAAAUGUAGAUUUGCAAAUUUAAAACUUAUGUAAGUAUAGGUGCAAUAAGUGAGCAUUUGACUAUAACUUUGGUUAUGUUUUUGAAUUUUAUUAGAUUAAGAUCCUAUUGUACAUUUUUUAUCUUUUAAUAUAAUUGUUAUUAGAGAUUAGUGCGUAGA